Megalopta genalis is the source of this 919-nucleotide messenger RNA. RefSeq lists its product as uncharacterized. The record is from RefSeq and is a predicted model, not a curated record. NCBI's taxonomy places the organism in Eukaryota, Metazoa, Arthropoda, Insecta, Hymenoptera, Halictidae.
GGCUUUAUCAGUCCUUACACAGAAACCAAUUCGGGUUUGGUUACCUGGUGGUAAUUUGUAUAAAAUCAUAAAUGGCGCACGUAGGAAUGAAAAUGCGGCAACGAUUGAUAUAGAAUACCACAAUGUCAGGUCUACGAAUCAACGAAUUGGUCAUUGGACCCUCAUGGGUAACAAGGAGCCUGUGGACAUUAAACCUGAUUUGAACAGGUGUUUGUUCAAUGUGAUCGCCGCGCAAACCGGCAACAAUCCUGUUAAAUUAAGAUCCAACACCAUCCGAUAUUUAAAAAAUAAUAUAAACGCGCUGAUCGAUCAAAUCGAUAGUACCUUAUCGUCGUACGAUAAGAAGGAAACGACUUUGCUGAUCGGUGGUGCAUGCUACCAUGGUAAGUCGCCUACUGCAGCUGGGAUAAUUUUAGAUCGAUCGCAAAAUAUAUAUUGUCAUAAUUGUACGCAAAAGGGUCACCCGAGGGGGCAUGCCUCCGAUAAAAACGCCACGGGUCCUUUGGACAGCGUCGAGAAUUAUUCUCGUACGGGCUUUAAAUCAGGGUUUCUGAGUAGAGCCGACCAAAAUAAUGUUGCGCAUUUCGCGUUGAUUCAUCGAAAUGCGGUUGAUGCGAUGGAAAAUUUAAACAAGGGGGUGGACAGUCAAAGCGUCUCAAUAUCGGCGCGCGAUUUACAAAUUCUCGGUUGUGAAUUACCCCAAAUGAUGGAAUGGAGAGACGGUAAAGAAAUUAGUGGGUUACUAAAUAUACAAAAUAUUCUGCUCGUGCUACGGCAUCAUGAGGGCAAGUACGACGAUCCCGAUGCUGAUGUGUUCGUGCAUACUUUUUAUCCAAAAUCAUACUGAUGGAGUAAGAAAUGUAAUAAUUUGUCAAAUAAAUAUGGUUUGAAAAGGUGGAGGAAAAAAAGUUUAGAAGAA